UGUGGUGGUUGUGCCUCUCCAUCUCCGAGCAGGGGGAAUCAGAGUCAGCAUGAGGCAUUUUGGGCAGCAUGAGAAAAAGUGGCUCAGACAACCAUUUGUUCCAUCUCUCUAAAUGUGCUUCCCAUUAACCCUAAUCUUGUUACUUUAAUUGCCAAAGCCAUUAGGGCUCUGCAGUCAAAGGAAACAAAAAAAUCUAUGCAAUUAUCAGCCCCCAAAUUGAGUUAAAAUCUUGUAAUAAAUUACAGCGAAGGCUACUUUCUCCAGUGACUCUCAGAGGCACAUUUAACUCCCUGCUUCAGGGCAGAAACUAAAUUAAAAACAAAAACUUAUUUCAUUUUCAUUGCUGGGCUAAUGAAACCUCUGUCACCCACAGCAUCUCCCUGUGUGUGCCCACUGUCUGGGCUCUUUGAGUGGUUCUUCCUCCCUGAUGAUGUGUUGCACAUAUAUAUUUAUUAUAUUUAAAAAAAUAUAUAUAAUUGUAUGGUAUAUAUAAAUGCAGCAGCUGAUGGUGACAUGCAUGAAAAUGGGUAAAAAUAACAUUUCUCUCUGUGAAUCCACUUAACAAGGGGCAGGUUGGAUGCAGAGCUGUGGCCAUCGCUGCUGCUCGAGCAGGGUGGUUUGGGGAGUAUAAAGCACACCAGGACUGGCACAGGGAAAGCCUUGGCACGGUCAGGAUGUUUCCAUGGCCCUGCCUGGUGGUGAGAUGAGAAAACAAGAAGGAAGGUGACCACUCACCAAGAGUAAUGUUCUGAAACUUCUCCAAAAAACCACUUUGACUGAGGUCUCUUCUGUCAAAGCGUCAGAAACUUCUGUCAGAAACUUUUCUGUCAAAAAACUUUUCUGUCAAUAACUUUUCUGUCAAAAAUUUCUCCAGCAAACACCUUUGACAGAGGCCAUUUCUGCUCUUGCAGGGGAUGAGGAUCCUGCAGCAUCUGAAGAGCACGUGAGUUAUUCAGGUUUCCUGGAAAACAUGCAGAUUCCUACAACAGGAUCUCAGACAGGGUGGAGACCAUUUAUCCACUGCUGUCAUCCUUGACCAACACCAGGAAAGGCAAAAACAAAACCAGGGAGCUCAUAUUUCCUGCCCACUUGCUCUUACAAAAGUGAAAGAGGUUCCUAAAAGCCUAAUUCGAGCCUUCAGCAGGAUGGAAACAAGGGAAGAAACUCCUCUGCCUGGAGUUUCCUGGAAUGGGUAUUUAAGCAAUUUUAGGCGUGGGACCACAGCAGGCAGCCACUCACCAAAUGCAACCUUGGUGGCGACGACGACAAUCACGACCCCCUGGCUGGAUGGGGCCAACUCCAGCGAGUACCCCUACGAGUACCUGGACGAGGUGGAUUAUGGGCAGUACGGGCUCUGCACCAAGGAGGGGGUGCUCUCCUUCACCCAGGUGUUCCUGCCUUCCUUUUACACCGUGGUCUUCCUGCUCGGCAUGGCCGGGAAUGCCCUCCUGUUCGUCGUCCUCAUGAUGUACCUCAGGAAGAAGAAGAAGAAGAUGACCGAGGUGUACCUGCUGAACCUGGUGGUUUCAGACUUCUUCCUGCUGCUGACCCUUCCUUUCUGGGCUCUGCACAUUUCUCGGGGGGUCCCCUGGGACGCUUUGUGCCCCGUCUUAAAUGCCAUGUACACUCUGAACUUCUACAGUGGUGUCUUUUUGGUGAGCUGCAUGAGUCUGGACAUGUAUCUGCAGAUAGUUCACGCUUGCUCUGCCCACAGCUCCGCGUCGUGGAGGAAGCCCGUCCUCGGCUUGUUGGUGGUAUGGAUCCUUUCCAUACUUCUCUCCAUUCCUGAUGGCCUCUUCACCAGCACAAGGCAAAUCCACAACGAAACCACCACGUGCACCCAGGAUUACGGCCAGGACCACUUAUUUUGGAAAGUCGUCUUUCGGGUCACUCAAAACGUCCUGGGCUUCUUUUUGCCCUUCCUCCUGAUGGUGUUCUGCUACUCCCGCAUCGCCUGUGUCCUCAGCACGUCGCAGCUGCCUGGCUCCAGGAGAGCCCUCUGCUUGGUCUUCACCCUGGUGGGUGUCUUCUUUGCCCUGUGGUGUCCCUACAACGUUGUCCUCAUCCUCCACUCCCUGCAGGAUGUCGGUGUGAUCAGGAGCUGUGACAGCAGUAGGAAGCUGGACUACGCCAUGCAGGUCACGGAGAGCUUGUCCUUUGUCCACUGCUGCCUCAACCCCUUGCUCUAUGCUUUUGUGAAGAAACGAUUCAGGUCCUACCUGUGGAAGAUCCCUCAGGCCAUUUUCAGAAGCAGUGGUUUCUUUCACAUCCAGCCCUUGGAGACAAGCCCAUCUUGCAGCAGAUACGUGGCUGAGAUAGAAAUGUUGAGUAUCACAACUGUAGCAUAAAUAUUUACGUUGUUUACACUAUAUGUGUGUGCCCCCUGGGCUGCAUUUGGUCCUUGCCAUGGGGUGGAGUUGGUGUGAGCCCACAACACUUCGUAACCAGACAGUUCAUCCAAGCACCGCCCUCGAGAUGGGGAUUUUCCAUGCUGGGAUUGGGAAAGUACUUGUGAGAUUUGUUUCUGUUGAUAUAAAACUGGGAGGGGCUGUUGACUCCCUGGAAGGCAGGGAGGCCCUGCAGAGAGACCUCAACAAAUCAGAGCACUGGACAAUCACCAACCACAGGAAGAUCAACAAAGGGAAGUGCCAGAUUCUGCCCCUGGGAUGGGGCAACCCUGGAUGGAUGGACAGACUGGGAAUGAGAGGCUGGAAAGCA
Empidonax traillii (willow flycatcher) is the source of this 2718-nucleotide messenger RNA. RefSeq names its product atypical chemokine receptor 2 (gene ACKR2). Lineage: Eukaryota; Metazoa; Chordata; Aves; Passeriformes; Tyrannidae. Gene Ontology annotation, cellular component: membrane. Gene Ontology annotation, biological process: G protein-coupled receptor signaling pathway; immune response; chemotaxis. The transcript is spliced from 3 exons. Gene Ontology annotation, molecular function: chemokine receptor activity. The record is from RefSeq and is a predicted model, not a curated record. Bases 1146 to 2348 code for a protein of 400 amino acids.